UGGUGGUCGUGCUUGAGACGGAGCGGUUGGCCGAGUGCGAUCGCAUUACUUUGCGAACGAUAUAUAUAUACAUAUAAACCGCGCUGCCCACAAACGUGGCCAGAUAAGAGGAGAUAUAUACCAAUACCUAUACCUAUUUCUCGCCGGAAGAUUACUAUAAAUUAACAAUAACAAGUGCAAACGUGUGAGAAAAAAUCGAAGAGGAAAAGCCAAAAAGACGGAGCACAAACAUAAACCAAAAUGCAAACGUGUAGAAGAAGAAAAGCCUUAGGCGGCCCAACCACGAUCAUGUGGAGUAGAAUGUGCCUGGCCACUCUCUGCGGAUUACUUCUGCUUGGCAUUCAAAUUGAGCGUGCGGCGUCUGCGCCCGCAGGCGAAGAUGCAGCGGCCACAACGAUGCCACCUCUGGAUACCACAACAGAUGCCCCAGACGCCGCUCCAGCCACAAUUGCCGCAGAACAAAGCAGCAGCAUCAGCAGCAUAACCACCGAGGCACCGGAUGGUUCAACGACUUCCACGACGACAACAACUGAGGCGGCCAACAAAUCCAAUGCGACCGAAACUGAGUCCAUGACAAGUGGCCCGGUGGCAAGCAGCCUGCCAGAGGAGACCAGCAUGCGAUCGACGAGCAUUGAACCCAUCACCUCCACGGAGCCCACGACAACGCCCCGGCAGGAAACGGAGGGACCCGAUCAGCACAUAGUCUUCUCCAACACGGAACCAGAUCAGAGCCACAUUCAGCACAUUCCGCUGCGGGAUGAGCAUGCCGAGAGCAGUGGCGCCGACGAUGCCACCACCGAGAUGCAACGGCAGCGCGAGCAGGAUCAGCAGCAGAAUGAGCUCAAUCAGAUCUCCAACGAGCAGGACGAUGUGGUCAAGGAUCUCAACAAUUUCCGACAUCCGGCUACGCUUAUAACGGCCAGCAACAGCAACAGCGAGGAGAACGUCGAAAUCGAAAGUGACAAACAAGUUGAGACAACGACGACGGCGGUGCCGGCAGCAGCAACAUCCACAUCCACAGAGGCAACAGGUACACCGGCAACAGGUACGCCAGCCACAUCCACAUCCACAGUCCCGAACGAGCGCGAAGAAGAUCCCUAUCAUGUGCAUAUACUGUCCGAGAAUCAUGAUCGCCUGGCCGAACACGAAGAUUAUCAAAUGCUCUCGACCAGCACCGAGGAAUCGUCAACUACCACUACCACUUCGACUACUACCAGCACCACAGAGUCGGGCCUUGUGGCUGGUAUUGUUGUCAGUCAGGAGAACAAGGCAACCGCUGAGCCAUCAACUGCAACCGAGUAUACAUCCACAUUCACAACAACUGCAGCAACAGCCGCAAGUUCAACCACAUCACGAGCACGCGCCAUGCAUAUGAAUGAUCCAGAAGAUGAAGCGGCCACCACAAUAAUGCCGGACAGCGAGUCGGGCCCAGUGAUUAACAUUGUUGAAGGACAACACAUGCUGCAGCAGGAGAGGCAGCAGGAGGAGCCGAAGGAUGAGAAGGAGGAGGAGGUGGUCAAGGAGUCGGAGAGCAGCUCCACCACCGAGGCGUCGACCACCACCACCGAGCCAUCGCCAUUCGUGGCCUUUGCUGGCGAGGGGCGAUCGGCGGGUGGCGGCAAUGAUAUUGAGCUGUUCCUGCACCACAAUGCCUCUACCCACGAGCAGCUCAUGGAUCUCAGUGAUGUCAGCAUGGACGGAGAUCAGAACGAGGGCAGCAGCACAACACAGAGCAGCACUACUAGCACCACCACGACCACUGCUCAGCCGGAAACGGAAAUGCCGAAAAUAGUGGAGAUCACCGCCAGCGGGGAUACCAUGCAGCGGGAAUGCCUGGCCAACAACAAGAGCUAUAAGCACGGCGAGUUGAUGGAGCGGGAUUGCGACGAGCGUUGCACCUGCAACCGCGGCGACUGGAUGUGCGAGCCAAGGUGCAAGGGACUGAGUUAUCCGCGCGGCAGCCAGCGCAGCAUGGCCAAUCCCAACUGCCUGGAGAAGAUGGUGGAGGAGGACGAAUGCUGUCGGGUGAUGGAAUGCAGUGAGCCGCUGCUGGAGCCCACGGUGGUAGCCACAGAGGGUGCGGCACCUUCCACCAAUAGAACAGAAGAAGCGGCUGUGACCCUGCCCACGACCGAUGAUGAAGCCACGCCCAAGCCCCGAACUGAUUGCCACUACAUGGGCGGUGUCUAUAAGUUCCGGGAGCGUCUGGAGAUCGGGUGCGAGCAGAUCUGUCACUGUGCCGAAGGAGGCAUCAUGGAUUGCAGGCCGCGCUGCCCGGAACGGAAUCACACGCGUCUGGACAAGUGUGUGUAUGUAAAGGAUCCGAAGGACGUGUGCUGCCAACUGGAGCUCUGCGAUGUCACGCUGGACGAUCACGAACAGCAGCCAACGCCGCUGCAGAACACCAACAACGAAGAUCCAGAGGAGAUCGACCCCUUCCGCUUCCAGGAGCAGGCUCGCGACGCCGGAGGCGCCAAGCCCACCUGCACAUUCAAGGGCGCAGAAUAUGAUGUGGGCCAGCAGUUCCGCGAUGGCUGCGACCAGUUGUGCAUUUGCAAUGAACAGGGCAUUCACUGUGCCAAGCUGGAGUGCCCCUCGAACUUUGGCCUGGAUGUCCAGGAUCCGCACUGCAUUCGCUGGGAACCGGUUCCGGCGGACUUUAAGCCCUCGCCGCCGAAUUGCUGUCCGGAGAGCAUGCGUUGUGUCGACAAUGGCACGUGCAGUUACCAAGGCGUCCAGAUCGAGAACUGGUCCCCGGUCCCAGCCAACCUGACAGGUUGCGAUCAGCAUUGCUAUUGCGAGAAUGGACGGGUAGAGUGCAGGGCAGCUUGUCCUCCGGUACCAGCUCUUCCUCCGGCGGACUUGCCCUGCCAUCCAGCAUUGGCCCGCCUGCUGCCCAUUCCCGAUGACGAGUGCUGCAAGCACUGGAUGUGUGCCCCCCAAAUCCCGAAAAUCGGAGGUGCGGGUCAGGACGAAGAGACGGAAGCCACGUCAACGCAUGCCUCGAUUCCAGCAAAUGAAACAACAACAACGACAGCGACAGCAAAUAAAUCGACCAGUACACCUAGCAAAGUGCCCCAAAUCAAGAAGGACGAGGAGAAGAGGCCAUCAGCAAGUGGCGCCUUCUAUCCCACCUUGGAUGGCAAGCCACCCAAGUCGAUUGGUGGUCUUGGCAUCUUCGAGAAGCCGGAAAAACCGGAGAAGGGCCACAAGAAAGUGCAGCAUCAACAGCAGCAGCAGCAUCAGCAGCAGGAGCAGCAGCAGCACCAGAAUGAUGUUAUAUUCGACGGUGAUCGCACAGUGGAGCAGGAGGAGCCUUUGCCACCGAACGGCGGAUUUGUGCCCUUCCAAUUCGGCCACCAGCAUCCUCAUCAGCCACAUCUUGGUCCGUAUGGCUUAUACAAUCCCGUGAAGCCCGUUUACGAGGACUAUAAUCCCUAUGAGCCGUACGACAUCAAUCCCAAUGGCACACCACAGGGCAAGCCACCUCCAGUGCCCACUAGUCAGUCCGAUUUGUUCAAUAUAUUAGGUGCGGAACAACCAGGGCACCCGGUUCAUCCUGGCCAUGCUGGACCCCCAAUUCAUCCUGGGCAAACGCAAAAAGACAAUCACAACCUGGGUCCGCAAGUUAGAAUCGAACAGAUACUGCAGCACCUGCAGCAAACUGUUCCAGGUGGUCCGCCACCACCGCCGCCCCACCAGCAACACCAGUCACUGACACCGCAGCAGCAUUCGCCGCAGCAACCAACUCCGCAGCAACAUCCUGGUCAUUAUGUGCCCAUCGUGCACAGUGGAGUGCCGCCGCCGCCACCAGGACAUGGCAUUGCCAUUGUCGAUGGCCAAACAGUGGCCUAUGAGAGCUAUCCAGUGAUCCCGGGACUGGGAGUACCACAGCACCAUCCGCAGCAGCACCAGACGACCCCGCAGCAACACUUGCAGCAGACAAUCCUGCCUAGCUCGAGCACCACCUCCGGACUCUCGACGCAGGCUAGCGAGCACAGUCUGCACCAGAACCAGGACAAGCUGGCCAAGCAGCAGCAGUCAGGAGCCAACAACCUGCAGCCUGAUAUCGAAGUUCACACACUGGAGGCCAUCGAUCCUCGUUCCAUUCGCAUUGUCUUCACCGUUCCCCAGGUCUAUGUGAACCUCCAUGGACGUGUGGAGCUGCGCUACUCAAAUGGACCCAGUAACGAUACAUCCACUUGGGAACAGCAGAUCUUUGCCCCGCCCGAGGACCUCAUUGCCACAUCCCAGAUGGAGUUCGAUCUGCCCAGUUUGGAACCAAACUCACUGUACAAGGUGAAGAUCACCUUAAUCCUUCGUGAUCUGAACUCGCAGCCCACGAGCAGUAUCUACACCGUGAAGACGCCGCCUGAAAGGACCAUCACUCCACCACCUCCGUUCCCCGAUUACAGGCCAGACUUCCAGGACAUCUUCAAGAACGUUGAGGAUCCAGAACUGACGGUCAGCGAAACGAACGCCAGCUGGUUGCAGUUGACAUGGAAGAAACUGGGCGACGACCAAAUGGAAUAUGUGGACGGAGUUCAGCUGCGCUACAAGGAAUUGACGGGCCUGAUUUACUCCUCAACGCCUCUGAUCCAUCGCACGUUGACCAGCUACACCAUUCAGAACCUUCAGCCGGAUACGGGCUACGAGAUCGGGCUCUACUACAUUCCAUUGGCUGGACACGGAGCUGAAUUGCGUGCCGGGCACAUGAUCAAGGUGCGAACUGCCCAGAAGGUGGACGUGUAUGGCUUCGAUGUGACCGUUAACGUGACCAAGGUGAAGACCCAGAGUGUCGAGAUCUCAUGGAAUGGAGUGCCCUAUCCGGAGGACAAGUUCGUGCACAUUUAUCGUGCCAUCUACCAGAGCGACGCUGGCAAGGAGGACUCCAGCGUCUUCAAGGUGGCCAAGCGGGACAGCACCACUGGUACCCUGAUCAUGGAUCUCAAGCCAGGCACCAAGUACCGCCUCUGGCUGGAAAUGUACCUGACCAACGGCAACACCAAGAAGAGCAAUGUUGUCAACUUCAUCACGAAGCCAGGUGGUCCAGCCACUCCCGGAAAGACUGGAAAACUCCUAACCGCGGGAACGGACCAACCCGUGGGCGAUUACUACGGCCCCCUUGUGGUGGUUUCUGUGAUCGCCGCUCUGGCGAUCAUGUCUACUUUGGCCCUGCUACUGAUCAUCACCAGGAGACGAGUUCACCAAACGGCGUCCAUUACGCCACCACGAAAAAGCGACGCUGCCUACGAUAAUCCCUCAUACAAGGUGGAGAUCCAACAGGAGACUAUGAAUCUGUAAAUGACGCACAACGCCCUGCAAGCAACUAGUUUAAAAGCAGAUUCUUGUAAAUAUUGAAGGAAAUGAAUGUGGAAGAAAAACUCAGUGUCAGUAAAGGAAUAUAAGUGAAAUCCUGAAUCAAUCAGAUUAAAUCAGAUGGAGCAAGCAAUUUUCUGAAAUCGGCGCAAUAUCAAAAACUUUGUUCAAAUCGAAAUGGCCGCCAUGUUGAUUGUAGUGGUUAAGUAAUCUAAAAGCACAUACCUUUUGUUAAACAAUUUGUGACUUGUGUAAAUAGAGAGAGAUUGAGACAGAAGCAAACACCCUAUAGAAGAACCAAUUGACAGAAGCUCCACAACUCAAAUUGGCCUCGCUGGGCGUAUCGAUUCUAUUGGCGAUUUCAAAAUGCAUACGAGUUUAGUUAGUUUAACUUGUAAAUUGUAGCUUUACACUUAUCGUAAUUAAAGGGCGCAUCAGCAUCAACAGAAACCGCAGCACCAGCAA
This is a messenger RNA of Drosophila mauritiana, 5784 nucleotides long. It is a transcript of the gene sas, whose product is annotated as putative epidermal cell surface receptor. The transcript is spliced from 10 exons. Gene Ontology annotation, molecular function: protein binding. NCBI's taxonomy places the organism in Eukaryota, Metazoa, Arthropoda, Insecta, Diptera, Drosophilidae. The record is from RefSeq and is a predicted model, not a curated record. Bases 241 to 5304 code for a protein of 1687 amino acids.